AUGUCGGGGUGGUGUAGCGGGGGAGUCGGUAGGGCCCUGGCUCUCUUGGCGAUGCUGUUUGCCUGGAGAGAGAUGGCGUGCGAAGCGUUGGACGCGAGCUCGGGGGAAUCGGACAGGCCCCCACAGGCAGGGGGCGACCCGUGGGACGUCCUGCACAGAAACAGGCGCAGCUGGGUAUGGAACCAGUUCUUCGUGCUGGAGGAGUACACCGGGAAUGAGCCUCUCUACGUCGGAAAGCUUCACUCGGAUGUGGACAAAGGCGAUGGUAAAGUGAAGUACGUCCUUUCUGGAGAAGGAGCCACGUCCAUCUUCACCAUCGACGAGAACACGGGGGACAUCCACGCCACCAAACGCCUCGACCGAGAAGCUCAGGCCUACUACACCCUGCAGGCCCAAGCCGUGGACCGGAUCACCAACAUCCCCGUGGAGCCCAAGUCCGAGUUUGUGGUCAAAGUGCAGGACAUCAACGAUAAUGAGCCCAAGUUCCUGGAUGGUCCUUAUCUGGCAGGGGUCCCCGAGAUGUCUCCACUGGGAACCAUGGUGGUACAAGUGGCAGCCACAGAUGCGGACGACCCCACCUACGGGAACAGUGCCAGGGUGGUCUACAGCAUCAUUCACGGGCAGCCGUACUUCUCCGUGGAGCCCAAGACGGGUGUGAUCAGAACAGCUCUGCCCAACAUGGACCGUGAGACCAGGGACCAGUACGUGCUGGUGAUCCAGGCCAAAGACAUGGUGGGGCAGAUGGGUGGGCUCUCCGGGACCACCUCGGUCACCGUGACGCUAACAGACGUCAAUGACAACCCGCCGCGCUUCCCUCACAAGAACUACCAGUACACAGUGGCAGAGUCGUUGCCGGUGCAAUCGGUGGUGGCGCGGAUCAAAGCGGCGGACGCGGACAUCGGGUCCAACGCCGAGAUGGACUACAGGAUCAUGGACGGGGACGGGCCUGGACAGUUCAACAUCACCACGGACGAGGACACCCAGGACGGGGUCAUCCUGCUGCUCCGGCCGUUGGACUUUGAAACUAAGAGCAGUUUCUCUCUACGGAUCGAGGCCACCAACCGCCACAUCGACUCCUCCUUCCUGAGCCUGGGCCCGUUCAGUGACACCACGUCGGUGAAGGUGACCGUGGAGGACGUGAACGAGCCCCCGGUCUUCUCCGCCCCCCUCAGCCGCAUGGAGGUGUCAGAAGACGCACGGGUCGGAACCUCCAUCGGGAGAGUUUCUGCGCACGAUCCGGACAACAUCAACAGCGCCAUCAGGUAUUCCAUAGACAGAAACACAGACUUGGAGCGCUUCUUCAACGUGGAUGCCCUCAGCGGAGUCAUCAGCACUGCCAAACCUCUGGACCGGGAGGCCAACUCUGUCCACAACCUCACCAUCUUUGCCAUAGAGAGCCAGGACCCCACGCAGAUCGGUCGCGGCAUCGCUUUGGUCACCGUUCUGGACAUCAACGACAACGCUCCCGUUUUCGCCAUAGACUACGAGACGCUCCUCUGUGAGAACUCCAUGCCCGGACAGGUGAUCCAGACCAUCAGCGCGGUGGACAGGGACGAACCUCUGAUUGGACAUCGCUUCUACUUCUCUUUGGCCGCACCUGUCGCCAGCAACCUCAACUUCACCCUGAGGGACAACAAAGACAACACGGCGUCCAUCUUGACCAAGCGCGGGGGUUUCCGGAGGCGGGAGCAGCCCGUGUACCGUUUGCCCGUGCUCAUCGUGGACAGCGGGACCCCGGCUCUGAGCAGCACCAACACCCUGUCCGUGCGAGUGUGCGAGUGCGAUUCCGACGGGGUGGCCCUGUCCUGCGGGGCCAUCGCCUACACCGCCACCGGCCUCAGCACCGGAGCGCUCAUGGCGAUUCUGGGCUGCAUCAUCACGCUGCUGGUGAUGGUUCUUCUGAUCGUGAUGAUGCGUCGCCGUCGGAAGGAGCCUCUGAUCCUGGACGAGGAGCGCGACAUCCGCGAGAACAUCGUCCGCUACGACGACGAGGGCGGCGGCGAGGAAGACACCGAGGCCUUCGACAUGGUCACCCUACGCAACCUCAACGUGAUGAGGGACCCCAGCGUACGCCGCGACGUCACCCCGGACACGCCCACCUUUUUCCACUACCAGCCCGCCGCCGCCCGCCCCUCCUACAAAACCCUCCCGGACAACGUGGUCUUCCGGGAGUUCAUCUGGGACCGCCUUAAGGAUGCCGACGUUGACCCAUCCGCCCCUCCGUAUGACUCCUUGCAGACGUACGCGUUCGAAGGUAGUGGUUCGGUGGCGGAAUCGUUAAGUUCUCUGGAGUCACUAAGUACGGACUCGGAUCAGAACUAUGAUUAUCUUAGCAACUGGGGACCUCGCUUCAAAAAGCUCGCUGACCUUUACGGCAACAGCGAUGGGGCGAGUAUUUUCUCAUAG
Molecule: messenger RNA, 2406 nt
Organism: Boleophthalmus pectinirostris (great blue-spotted mudskipper)
Lineage: Eukaryota; Metazoa; Chordata; Actinopteri; Gobiiformes; Gobiidae
Gene: cdh7a
Product: cadherin 7a
Exons: 11
Coding region: 1-2406 (801 amino acids)
Biological process (GO): cell-cell junction assembly; cell morphogenesis; multicellular organism development
Cellular component (GO): plasma membrane; adherens junction; catenin complex
Molecular function (GO): calcium ion binding; cadherin binding
Source: RefSeq, a predicted model, not a curated record